GGCGCGGGGUCGAAGGGCACGCGGCGUCAGUGUCAUGGCGGCCUCCACGGUGGGCUGUGGCUGGCGCCCGCUGCAGCUUAACAUCCCUAGUCUGUGCCGCAGCGGGCCGGGGCCCCGUAGUAUGUGGGCAUGCGUGCGGCGGCUCCCGGGGCCCGCGGUGACCCGGAGGAGCGUGGUGGCAACCAGUGGKCCGGGCGUCUCGGGCACUGACCACUACUGUCUGGAGUUGUUGCGGAAACGAGAUUAUGAAAGUUAUUUAUGUUCCCUGCUGCUCCCUGCCGAAUCCCGAAGUUCUGCUUUUGCAUUGAGAGCCUUCAAUGUGGAAUUGGCUCAGGCUGAUCAAGGACUCAGUCUCUGAAAAAGCAAUUGGACUGAUGCGAAUGCAGUUUUGGAAAAAAACUGUGGAAGAAAUAUACCAUGACAAUCCACCACAUCAGCCAGUGGCCAUUGAACUGUGGAAGGCCGUCAAAAGACAUAAUCUGACUAAAAGAUGGCUUAUGAAAAUCAUUGAUGAAAGAGAAAAAAAUUUAGAUGACAAAGCAUAUCGUAAUAUCCAGGAACUUGAAAAUUAUGCUGAAAACACCCAGAGCUCUCUUCUUUAUUUAACACUAGAAAUAUUGGGUAUAAAGGACCUUCAUGCAGAUCAUGCUGCAAGUCACAUUGGAAAAGCACAAGGUAUUGUCACCUGCUUGAGAGCAACACCCUAUCAUGGUAGCAGAAGAAAAGUAUUCCUUCCUAUGGAUAUUUGUAUGCAGCAUGGUGUCUCACAAGAGGACUUUCUACGGAGGAACCAAAAUAAAAAUGUAAGGGAUGUAAUAUAUGACAUCGCCAGCCAGGCACACUUACACCUAAAGCAUGCUAGGUCCUUUCACAAAAGUGUUCCUGUGAAAGCAUUUCCUGCUUUUCUUCAGACGGUUUCUUUAGAGGACUAUUUAAAGAAAAUUCAACAAGUGGAUUUUGAUAUAUUCCAUCCAUCUUUACAGCAGAAAAAUACAUUACUUCCAUUAUCUUUGUAUAUUCAAUCAUGGAGGAAAAGCUAUUAGAACAAUUUCAUGAUGUUGAUAUGARUUUAUUUUUAGUUCAUUAGUUUUACAGAAAUUUUCUAGUUAGGGUUCUUGUUUAGCAACAAUAGCAACUAACUGUUUAAGUAGAAAAAGAAUUAUUGGUUGGGAGUUGAGUUAGCUCACAGAACUGAUGUGAAGUUGCUGUGGGACUGGAGUGCCAAAACACUGCCAAGAUUCUGCCACACACACCACCAUUGGCACCACCAGCCCAGACAGGGUCUAUUGUGCCAUCCCUGGGAAGUCAGAGCCCAGGAGGGAGCCAUGCUCCUGCCAAAGGGUGGGGAGAGGGAAUAUAUUCCUUCCUCCAUCACCCUUAGGAAGGGAAAGGGGAAGAGACUCAACUAGCACUGGGAUUUAUAUGCUAAACAUCUGAAACUCAGGUGUUAUGUACAGCUGGAAAUGCAUUUAUUUGCAGGUCGUGAAGGAUGAACUUAAUCUUUGAAUAGUAUCAGUUUCUAUGUAGAGGGCUUUAUAUCCCUUAUGUUUAAUCUUUAUGAUCUUGUGUGAAAGUUUAUCAUGAUGCUGAAACAGUUUAUGUAAGGUACAGCACCUUUGUGAGAACUGGAGCUCUAAUUUGAUUUUAGGUGUGGUUGGUCUGGAAGCUCUGACCUUAUUGUUAACCUUACUGCAUCAGUCUGUCAUUCAGUAUUAUGAUCAUGAACAAACUGUUUUGGCAWAAUUUGUAUUAGUGUUAAUUAUGUUAAUAUUGUAUUGAACAUCCAUUAAGUAGAUGURUAUUUUAAAAACUUGUAUACAUUGAGCUUCCCCGUGAUAAGCACUGUAAACAAACACAUUGUGUAUUCUCAUUUGAUCUUCUUAAAAGCCCUAUGAAAUAAAUGGUAAUUAAUGUA
Molecule: messenger RNA, 1915 nt
Organism: Urocitellus parryii (Arctic ground squirrel)
Lineage: Eukaryota; Metazoa; Chordata; Mammalia; Rodentia; Sciuridae
Gene: Ndufaf6
Product: NADH:ubiquinone oxidoreductase complex assembly factor 6
Biological process (GO): mitochondrial respiratory chain complex I assembly; biosynthetic process
Cellular component (GO): mitochondrion
Source: RefSeq, a predicted model, not a curated record